AUGAUGAUAUUACAUCAACACGACAACGAAUGUAACAAAAGUAAGGAAGAAUCAAAGAAAGAACCGUACAAUAGUUCGGCGGAAUCUGUAGCUGUGUUAGACAAACUUUUUGAACAUUUUGAUAAUCUCAACAUUAUUGACGAACCCGUGAUGAGUGGAAAUAAUGGUCCUCCCAAAAAUACAGACUGCAAUAAGGUGGUCAUUCAUAAUAAUAUUUAUAUUAUAAUUAUUAAAUUUGAAUGUCUUAUUUUACUUGCGAAUCGGGAUCUGGUGAUUUUUGGAUUUUAGGAAAUUCUAAAUGGAACUGACAGCGAAACGAAGGUGUAUAGUCAUUACAGCAGUUCUGUUACAGACGACGACGACCACGACGAGUCGGAUGAAAUUCGCGAUUCUGAUUUGCAACUGACUGGCGAGUUUUUUAGUGAAGGGAGCACCCUGAAUAAUAAAUUGAUUGCAAAUGACGUGUUUUACGAAUACAGUGAAUCGGAACUGCAUCUGAGCAAUGUGGAAUUAAUGUUGGACAGUGGAGGAGAACAAGUGCUUGAAGUAUAAUAUACAAUAAAUUUAAUAUUUCAAAAUCAAGUUCCUUGGCUUGUAAGGGACGGAAAACAAAAAUUAGCCUCCAAAAAAACUGUUUAAAAACUUCAAUUUACAUAAACACACAAUGUGAAAUUUUUAAUUCAAUUUCCUUGUUUUGUCACUGCACAGUGGUAUAUAACAUGGCAAUAACAUUUUUUGAGCUGGAGUUAGAACUAAGUAAACUAGAAAAAUUUUGUUUUUCUGUUAUUUUGAAAAUAAAAAUUCUGAUAGUUCAUUAAUUAAUUUUGGCUAUUAAACAAUAUAAAAUAAAAAAAAUAAAAUGCUAGAUUUUUAAAUCACAUAUUAAUAUAAUAAUAAAAAAACAAUUUUUUUUAAAUUUAGGCCCCAAACAACAAUUGUGAAUGAAAAAAAAAUUAUUUUUUGUAUUAUUUUUUAUUUUAAAAACCAGUAAAAAUUUACCGAAUAUAUGCGUUUUAUAAAAGAAGUUCUCAGCUAAUAAAAUACAUAAUUUUGUAUUGCAUCCUGUUGCAUCUGCAACUCACGAAAAUCAUAUUGUCAUAAAAAAUGAUGUUUUUUAAAAAUUAAAAAAAUUUGUAUAAAAAAUUAAUUACCUGUAUAGAAUUUAAUAAUAAAAUGUCAAAUUUGUAUUUACAAGUGCUAAAUAUGACAAAUUGUUUGAGGGGGUGAUCAGUAAAUAAAAAGUUAUGUUUGAAAAUCAUGUAUUUCAUUUCAACAUUAUUGAUAAAAUAUUAGUUUUGGUUUAAAUACUAAUAUAUAUUUCAGAAAAUGGAUCAUUAAGUUUUUCAUAUUUUUCAUUGUUAAUUAUAAUUAAUGCAAGAACAUCAUCAGAAAAUUCCUCGAUUUUUUGUUUAUGGCGAAUUUCUCAGCUAUGGAUCAGAUGAAAUUAACAACAUAUUUAAGAGAUCUUCAUUGGUGUUUUUGUCUAUAGUUUUUUCAUGUAUGAUUUUCUUGAAUAUUUGUAUAGUUCUUAUUCCUGGCCUUUUGUGAUUGUGUCUGUACUAGAAUUACAUUUUUGUUUAUACAUAGAUUACAUAGAUAGCCAUUACUAAUAUCAUACCCCCAUUAAUAUAAUAUUUUAAAACUUUCUAUACCAUUUUCUUCUAUAUUUAAUUCAGAAAUUAAAAAUAAUCGUUUGGUAUGAUUUAAAAAAUCUUGCAUUUUAACCUCACAACAAGUUUUUGUAAUAGUGCAAUUGUCCGGAUAACAUUUCUCUUUGGUUGCUAUAAUAAUAUCAUUUAGAGGAUAAAUAUUCUCAUUUCUUUUCUUCACAGAUAGCCAAAUAUUGAUAUAUUGUUGUUUUAUUUUAUAUAAAUAAAUAAAAGAAAGAGCUUCGUCUGCACUAUUAGGAAUAGCUGGUUUUAUGUCUUCAUGUCAUUCAUCAGUCUAGCAUUAGUAAAUACAAAUUUUACAUAUUGUAUUAUUAAAUUGUGUACAGGUAAUUAAAUUUGGUCCACCAUGAACAGUACUGUAGAACUAGUCUUGGACAAGAUCACAGAUACAUGUAUCAAAAAUAAAAUAUUGUAUAUAAUGUCUUUCUAAGUAGACUUAUGUAAUGUAUCUAUAUAUUAUCAAAUAUGAAGAUACUUUUUUUACUAUUAAUCUAAAAACCAUAGUUUUCCAUAAUUAUAAUAAUUUAAUUUAUUGUAAAUUAUAAUAAGUUAUAACAAAAUAUUCACCGAAUUGGUAUUGAAUUAAUUAGAAAAAUUAAAAAACUGAUUAUCUAGUAAAUGUCAUGUACCUUAUUCUUUGAUACUUGCAUCUAUCGAUUAACUUUUUUUCUGGUAUCCUACCUAACACUUUAUAGAACAAUAGCACAUUCAUUACACUCUGAUUUGGGGUGGAUUACAAAAUAUGGCAUGCUUUUUUCAUGCCUACAGGAACAAACAAAGGAGCUUACAGAUUUUAUAAUUGACUAUGAAAGGGUUGAUAUCAGCAGUCACCAGUACAAGGAAACAAAUGAUAUUACAACCACAUCAUUGGAAAAUCCCAGAAAUAUGGUAAUAUUAGUUUUAUUAAUAUAGUAAUAUAGAAAUAUGGUAAAAUAAUAAUUUAAUGAUAAGAAUAUGUAUUUUAUUUUUGAGUUAAGUAAACUUUAUAAUUAAUGGUUAUAAUUGUUUCAGUACAUAAUGGCGAUGAUUUUUUUAUUGUUUAUUUUUUUAAGCUGAAAUAAGUUCAUCUAAUAAAAUAAGAACUUAAAUUAUUUGGUAACCAAAUCUUUCAUUAUAUUUUCUAGAUGUAUUUUUUGUAUAUUUUCUCUGAAAUUCGUCAUAUCUUGAUUACUAGGUCACUAUACUUCUUUGAAGUCCAUAAAUUAAAAUGUUGUGAAUGGGUUCUAGUAUAAAUAAAACCAAGGAUAUUUGAUUUAUUUAAUAAGUAAUUGUACAGUCUUAAAUCUUAAACAAAAAUUUAUUUAUAAAAAAAUCGGCAAAUAUGAACAGCUGGAAAUUAUAAAAUUCUAUUGCAGAGAAGUUACAGAAAUGUAUUUUAAAAAUAUUGACAUUAUACUGCAUGUUAUUUUUUUUAAAAUUACAAUAAAUUUGAUUAUUUUUCAUUAUAAUUUAAAUAGUUAAUACAAUGUAACCUAAGUUAAUAAAAAUGUAAAUGUUAGUCAAUCGAUUUUACUUACUUUAUCAGCUUUCCAGCAGUAUCAAAUUUAUCAAUUAAAAAUGAAUUCUCUUCCAACAAACAUCCUAAAAAAUAAAUAUAAUUUUGUGAGUAUACCUAUGAUAAACACUAUAAUAAGUGGUUAUUGCAAACAUUAUUCUCUAUUACAAUUAAUAUUUAUCAUAUAAAAAUGUUGAGUUUAAACUAAUAUUAAGUAACAUAAUAUUUUUGAAAAUAGCUAAUUCCAAUAAUAAUUUUCAGUAUUUUUUCUAACUAUUAUUAUUUAAAAAAAAAAAUAUUUUUAAACUAAUGUGCAGUUAUGUGAACUGUGAACUAUGUAUGUCCAAUAUUAUUUUAAAUAUAUACCUUAUUAUAUAGGUAAUCACAUUUGUAAUAUAUAUAAAAUAAUAGAAUACAAAAAUAAAAAUAUUUGUGGUGGAAUAUCUGGAGGUGAGACAGUUCGUAAUGAACUGUUCUAGAAUUAUUUUUCCCCCAAUAACUAUUUAAAAAAUAUCCAAGGAAAAUCCAAAAAUGAACCCAAUGCAUCAAUUAAUUAAAAUGUACUCCCAAAAACCAAUGAUGUUAAUAUAAUUGGAGUAAGAUUUCUGGUCUUUUACAGUUAUGUUUUAAGUUUUAGUUUUUAGUUUAAGUUUUUAAGUUUUAAGUUAUUUGCAGAAAAGAAAUAAUGAAAAUUUAAAAAUCAAUUUUGCCAACUUUUGAUGUUAUCUGGCUCUUUGUGAUUCGGCACAAAUAGGGUCAUAGGAGCAGGAGGUGUAAGAGGUGUAAUAUUUGUUAAGAAAAUUAUAUCCAAAAAUUGAAAUACAAUAGAAGCCAACUCCAAAUUUCAAUAGAAAAAAGAAUGAUCCAGAAUUUAAUUUCUAAAAUCCCUAAAAGAAAGAGUGUAUUCCAGAUUAGUUUAUUAUGAGAAAAAAAUUGUGUACUUUCAUAAUGAUAAUUCAAGUUUAAGCAAUAUCUAGUAAAUAAUUUUGAAACCUCCCCCUCCUAUACGUCAUUGUUUUCGUUUACAAAGCUAUCUUAAUUUUUAAUUAUCUAUUAAUAUUGUUUUACUGCUUUUAAGGAUGAUAAAAUCAUUAAUGCGCUAGAUAUGUUAAGAAAAGAAUAUUCUCAAGAAUCUUUCGGGUCAGAUAAAGUGAGUUUCUUAUAUUAUUAUCAGUGCUUGAAUCUGUUGGAGGUAUAUUGGGGGAGGGAGGAAGGAAACAAAGACUCUGAGUACUAGCAAUAUGAUCAGAAAUUGUAAUUAAUUACCUGUGUGUUAGAUUGAGUUCAAUAAUUUUAAAGGAAAUUUAAUUUAUUCAAAUUCUGUAGACCAUUUAAUUUUUCAAUUUAAUUUUUCAUAUUCAAACACUGAUUAUAACAAAAUUCUCUUAGUUGAUGGUCAUGACCCUAGGUUAGGUUAGCUUAAGUGACUCAUCAAAUUUCUUAGGGGAUUUUAAGUGAAUUUGAUUUCUAGUUUUUCAACCUUUAUUUUAAUACUAUAUAACUCCUAGAAGUUAAAAUAUAGGCAUGAGCUCCUGUCUAUAUUUUAAAUUGUUAACUCAUAAAUUGUAAAUUCAAUAUUUGUGUUAAGCACUUUUUAUGGGCAGAUUAAAUGUAAAGUUUUGAAAAUAAUGUAAAUAAGAUAAUCCAACUAUUCUAUAAUGACUGAAAAACCCAAAUCAUUUCUUAAAUAAAAUAAUUUAUUAUUAUUAUUUGCUAUAUAGGUAAUAUUUAUUUUCAAUUUAUUACAGGGCAAUUCAAAAACUAACAACUGGGAAGAUUAUUGUACGAAAGAGCAUGAUGAUAAACACAAUACGCUAACAAAAUACAUUAAUGUUGAGAAUACAGUAAAAAUUUUUUUUUUUUUUUAUUUGAAAAUUUACAAUCUGUAUUACAUAACACAAUAAGUAAAAUAGAUGACUGAUAUAACACUAUAUACAUAAAAAAAAUACACAUGAAGCACAUGAUGAGGGAAAUCAUCCAGCGAUGGUACCCUCUAGUAGUAAAAAUUAAACAUUCAACUUUUUUUUUUUUGAUAUUAUUAAAUUUAAUAUGGUGCUAAACAUGCUGUGACUUGGGUUAAUAAUUAAGCCCUGAAUUUCAAUAUAAAAUACAUCUUUUUUAAGGAGUGGUCCAAAUACAUAAUUUAAUUUGUGUAACAGAUACUUCAAAAGUGAAACUUUUAUUUUAUCUUUUCUAAUGGUUUUCUAUUGUUUGUAAUUUUAUUUGUUUUAGGUGUAUACUUAUACAUAAUAUGAAUUUUUAAAUUGAGGCAAUUCAAAAUAUUAACUCAAGAAAUUUAGUUUCAUGGAUUUAAUAAUUUUUAGGUUUCAUUCAUCAAUACAAGAUUGUCAAUUGGUCUAUUUUGAUUUCGAUAAUCCUAUAAUUUUUUACCUGUAUUGCCUAUUUCGUUAAGGCAUUUUUUUUUUAGUAGGUUUAAGGGAAUUUAAAUCAUAAAUUUACUAAUAAUAUUAUAUAUAUAUCUACUACCUAAUGUAUUUUUUUACUAGGUUUACUACCUACCUAAAUACACAAAAAAUAAAAUGUUAUAUAGUAAUAAAAUACAAUAUUGCUUAUUUCCAUUAAAUUUUCCUUCUUAACUGAAUAAAGAAAAAAAAUUCACUCUAUAAUAUAAUAACAAACCUGUGAAAUAUAAUAUGUAAAUGAAAUUAAAACAAUAUAUAAAUUUAUAUUUAUGUAUUUUAUUUAGGAUUCAUCAAAGCUGAGUGACUCUGGUAACAGUAUUAAUGAGAAGUUUGAUUGCAGUAGUCUGUGUUCUGAAAAUUCUACACAGACAUGGCCAAGUACUAUCCAUGGUAAUUCAUCUCUAGAUGACAUUAAGGUAAAGUAUCGGAUAACAAGUAAUUUAAUUGCAAAUCCUAUGAAUUUUAUACCUGAUAGAAAAACUAUUUUGCUGGUUUUGGUUAAUUAACUUAAAAAUAAAAUUUUUUCAAGUAUUAAUAAAAAUAAUUUUGGUUAAAUAAAUAGGUUGAUUCAAAAUACAAGUAUAUGUUACAAACAUUUUAUCAUAUAAAUAUUCAAAAUAGAGAAAAAUGUACCACGCAAGUUUUUAGAUAUGUAAACCAUCUAAAAUCCUUUGCAAAUUUGACAGAAUUUCAACACUAAGAUUAAUUUUAACAACACUCAAUUAAUUUAUUGAAUUUCGAAUAUAGGUUAUCAAUGAAUUUCAAAAGUUGAUCCGCCCCAUCUAAAAAACAAAAAUUUACAAAUUAUUUUAGGUGUUUAUACAUUAAAAAAAUAUUUUUCGAUUUUCAAUAUUUACAUAAUAAAAUUACUGCAAAAUAAGUUUUAAAUCACCCUGUGUAUAGUAUUAUACAAUGAAAAUAAGGUAUGAGAAUGUUUAUAAACAAUUUUAAAUUGUUAAUAAUUUUCUGAUUUUCUAAUAAAACACAAUUUUGUUUAUACUUACAGUUUGUGGAAGACAAUUAUAGUAGCGUCUUCAAUAUGUCUACAGAUUCUGAUAUUUACAACCAAGGUUUCAUUGAACCAAACGAAUAG
Molecule: messenger RNA, 6681 nt
Organism: Cinara cedri
Lineage: Eukaryota; Metazoa; Arthropoda; Insecta; Hemiptera; Aphididae
Source: the annotation of a GenBank genome assembly